CGCACAGCUGACACCGGGCUUGGAACAAUCUCAAACUCCAAUAACUAUUACGUUUAAAAUUGUUUUGGUCCACUGUUAGACCUGAAAUCCAGGGUCCGGUACACCUUGGUAUUGUAGACGUUUUGAGUGUUUGUUUGAAUAGCCUUGUCGUAUCGGUGAUCAAUGAAUGUUUCUACAUGUAGACUAUGCCCGACGGUAUGUAGCCAAAAUAUACGCACGUGUGACAUGCAAAUAGGUUAUUUAGUGUCCCGUUAUUAGGUUGAAAAACAACGAGGGCGACCAAAGGCACCCGUUUUGGAAUAAAGUUACAGUGAUCUCCUCAAACCAGUUAGAUGGAUACGCUAGACGUCUUAAACCGCGAAAGGAAGGAUGAAGUUCAAGAAGACUCAUCCACAGUGGAUGCGGCGAGCGAGCAUACCCAUCAUGUCGCUGGAAUUCGAAUGUGCGGAUCCACUCCUCUCAUGUGGCGUGUUACCGAUCUGAAGGUAGCUCGUCAGGCCGGGGUCAUCGGAUCUUUGGUGGGCUCGUUAGCGAGGCAGCCACGCCAGAACACCAGACUCGGACGACCUCUGGAACUCCUGGACGAGGAAGCUCGACUGCUGGCCGAAGAGGGCAAAGCUGUUGUCCUUGCUGAAACAGAUGAAGAAGGAUUGGACCGGUCAGCUCUAGCUGAGCGGUGUAAAGAAGAUUUAGAGCACAGUCACCAAGUGCAGAGUGCCCUGUCUCUGCAGGACAGGAAAGCAGUGCUACAGCGGGUCCUGAACGACACACCAAACGAGGGCUCAGUGCUGGAGCGCCUGGCAGCUUUGGAUCGGGAUUUCUCUCUUCCCGUCUCCGCCAUGACUGUGCAGCUGUGCACUGCCAGGGCAGGCCUCAGUUACCACGACGACGAGAGAGGCUUCCUGACUGCCAGUUGGCCCGCGCGGCAGGAUGAGCGAUCCCAGACCAGGUUCCUUGUCUACCAGGACCUGCGCAGGAGAGGGUUCUUCCUUACCUCUGCCGGGAAGUUUGGUGGAGACUUUUUAGUUUACCCUGGUGAUCCCCUUCGCUUCCACGCCCACUUCAUCGCGGUAUGCGUUGCCAUGGACGCAGACACGCCCCUCUGUGACAUCAUGGCGCUGGCCCGACUGGGAUCUAACGUGAAGAAGACGGUGGUGCUGUGUUCACCCCGCGCCACACAAACGCAGUGCGAGGAGAACAUGGAGGACAGAGAUGACGAUGAAGAAGAUGAUGAUGAUGAGGUGGUGUACACGUCCCUGCAGUGGAGCGGUAUGGUUUGACAGUGGGUGCAUUCCAAUAUGCGACCUUGCGUCCUCCACUUGUGCUUGUGGCCUCACGUUUUGCUGAAGCCCCGCCUUCGUGGAGAAAACAAUUAAGUUUCCCCGCUGUCAGCCUAGCCACAACAAUUUUUGGGGGACUAUUUUUCAUUCACCAUCCAGUUUGCAAAUGAGAAAAUGACUGUACAAUUGAGCUCUUGUGAGAUACUGAAAUAUAAUGCUGUUGUCAGUGAUGUCAUCACGACGUAUUGCUUCCUGGUACGAGGCCACAAGCACAAGUGGAAGACGUAAGGUCUCAUGUUGGAACGCACACAGUGACAUUUGAACACUCACAGAAGCCAUGUGGUUCAUGCAAGUCAGAAUCUCGCCUACAUCUUCCUGAAACUUUGCGGUCUCUCUGUUUUUGGGGCUGAAAAUGUCAUCUGAUAUAACAUCAACGGACAGUUUGCGCCUCGUGUGGUAGUCAUAGUAACAGGACUAGCUGAGGAUGUCGCAGAGAUUGUUGGCCUUGACAAGCGAGAAUAUGGAAGGUUUUUCAAAUGUUGAGGUUUACAGUCGUCAGAUGCAAGUAGUUCAUGCAGUAUAUGCAGGAAUUAAAGAUGCAUCAUGAAUAAAAAAUAUAUGAUUGCAUAUGGUUGUGUAGUAUGGAGGGACCAAUUAAAGUAAAUGCUAGUGAAUCUUAUGCAUUAUUUUUUUUGUUAAGUACCAAAAGUGCCAGUUGGUCAUAUAUUGUAACUGUAAUAUAAUUCCUUUUGUAUUAGGCUAUCACCAUACAUAUCUUUAAGUAGAUGCAGUUUCCCCUUUUGGAUAUUCAACUGCAACCAUACAUCAAACAACAUGUCAUUUUCUUAUAACCUACAUCUUUUCCUGUCUAAUAAAUAGACUCACUUGGCAAUGAAAUCGGAUAGAACUCAACAUCAAAGCAUCAAUACCGAUGCCUUCAUGGCCGCCUUGAAAGUGAAUGUCUCCAAAUAUUAACCACGUUGAGAGGCUUUGGGAUAUGCUUGAAAAGGCUUGGCAGAGUGGUCAAACUCCAAUGUCAUCAAUGCAAAAUGAUCUUUGAAAAUGUAAUGGGAAUAAGUCUUGUGACUUUGCAGACACCAAAACAAUGGCAUAGUAAAUGUGUGCCAUAAUAAAAGCUAGAGGCGGUACAGCUUCA
This is a messenger RNA of Engraulis encrasicolus (European anchovy), 2436 nucleotides long. It is a transcript of the gene tsen34, whose product is annotated as TSEN34 tRNA splicing endonuclease subunit. Gene Ontology annotation, cellular component: tRNA-intron endonuclease complex. Gene Ontology annotation, biological process: tRNA splicing, via endonucleolytic cleavage and ligation; tRNA-type intron splice site recognition and cleavage. Lineage: Eukaryota; Metazoa; Chordata; Actinopteri; Clupeiformes; Engraulidae. The record is from RefSeq and is a predicted model, not a curated record. Gene Ontology annotation, molecular function: tRNA-intron lyase activity; nucleic acid binding. The coding region runs from base 333 to 1280 and encodes 315 amino acids. The transcript is spliced from 4 exons.